GUGUCCUUGUUAACUGAGAGCAGAUGCAUGGCGUUCAGUGAGUCUGCCUUCGUUUUAACACUCCCACCUUUCUUGGGGUUGAAGUGUGCUCUCGCUGUGAAUCGUCUACUCAGGAUUCCAUCUGCUGGACGUUGAUUAAUACUCACACACAGGAUCAUUAUAACAGGGACCAGCAGCAUCCGAAAAAUGGCCCCUCAAGAGAUGCCUGGCUCUUCAGGCACGACUCAGAGCAUGAAGAAGACCAUCGGACACCGGGGUGUUGAGACCACUACAGGAGAGACCACCUAUAAAAAGACCACAUCAUCUGCCCUGAAAGGUGCCAUCCAGCUGGGCAUCGCUCACACAGUUGGUAGCUUGAGCCAGAAAGCAGAAAGAGAUGUUCUCAUGCAGGACUUUGUGGUGGUUGAAAGUAUCUUUUUCCCCAGUGAGGGCAGUAACUUGACCCCUGCUCAUCACUACAGUGACUUUCGCUUCAAGACGUACGCUCCUAUUGCCUUUCGUUACUUCAGAGAACUCUUCGGUAUCCGGCCAGACGACUACCUGUACUCCCUGUGUAAUGAGCCAUUGAUUGAGCUGUCUAAUCCUGGAGCCAGCGGUUCUCUCUUCUAUGUGUCGAGCGAUGAUGAGUUCAUCAUUAAGACUGUUCAACACAAAGAGGCAGAGUUCCUUCAGAAACUCCUGCCUGGAUACUUCAUGAAUAUAAACCAAAACAAGCGCACCCUGCUACCCAAGUUCUAUGGACUGUAUUGCGUUCAAGCAGGGGGCAAGAACAUCCGUAUUGUAGUGAUGAACAAUCUCCUGCCUCGGAUCAUCCCCAUGCACCUUAAAUAUGACCUGAAGGGCUCCACAUAUAAGAGACGAGCUUCACCCAAAGAGAGAGAAAAGGCUGUUCCAACUCAUAAAGACCUGGACUUUAUCCAGGACCUGCCCGACGGCCUGCUGCUGGAGGCAGAUAACUACAACGCUCUGUGCAAGACCAUACAGAGGGACUGCUUGCUUUUGCAGAGUUUCAAGAUUAUGGACUACAGUCUGCUGAUGGGCAUCCACAACACUGAGCAGGCGAGUCGGGAGCGAGAGCGCGGCGGGGGCAACUCGGGUGACAGCGGGGGUUCAGAAGGAGCAGUGACCCCAGAUCAACGCCGACCACAAGCCCAGAAAAGUCUUUACUGCACCGCCAUGGAGUCCAUUCAGGGGGAGGCUCGAGGGAAGGGGGCUCUGGAUUCAGAAGACCAUACGGGCGGUAUUCCAGCUAGAAAUUCUAAAGGAGAAAGAUUAUUGAUCUACAUCGGUAUCAUCGAUAUUCUCCAGUCCUACAGGUUUAUUAAGAAGUUGGAGCACUCCUGGAAGGCUUUGGUUCAUGAUGGGGUAAGAGCCUGCCCUCCAGAUUCUGACACAGUUUCAGUUCACAGGCCCGGUUUCUAUGCAGACCGUUUCCAGCAGUUCAUGUGCAACACAGUGUUUAAGAAAAUUCCUUUAAAACCAUCACCUUCUAAGAAGAGUCGUGGUGGAGGUCAGGGGGGUCUUAGGAGGGCCCCCACCCUAGGAGGUCCCACCCCACUCUCCCAUGCAACAGGACAGUCAUCUGUGGACUCCAGACUGGUCUACCACAGCCACUAUAAGAGCACAGAGUCUGAGGCAGACAGCGGGGUGCAGUCAGGCAGACCAGAUCUUGUCCCAAGGACCCCUCCGCCAGUAGAAAAUGCAGCUGACUGUGAGGCCAACCUGUCCACCUCAUCGCUAGGCAGCACAGGAGUUGCCUCUGGCUCUCCCCCUCUACGGUCUGUUGGGGUGGAAGUGCAUAAAGCGGCAAACACAGAUGGUGAACAGGGUGUUUCUCACAGUCUGGGGGAAGAAGGCGCAGCAGAUAAUUCAGGCAACCUGUCUGGAAAUGAAGAUGUAGUUUCACUGUCAGACAUCAUCCCUGAGACAAACAUCUGUUUUUAAAAACAGAUGCAGUGCCAUGAAAGGGCGAGGGUGUUUCUGGACUGAAAGGAGGGUGCCCAUUCAGCACGGACCCUCCGCUGCACCUCUGUUGUUCCCUCACCUGUAAAGUAAAUACAGGGACAGCUGGACAAAGCAGCAAGUUGCAGUGGAGGUUGUGAAAAUGAAGAAACCAGUGUGUGGUAGGCCGCAGCCAUUAACACUGUCACUGUGUGCAAAUUUUCUCCUAAAUUUCCUAAAGCCUGAUAUUUUUUAAAGUAUACAGAUCUGAAUUGGCAGCUCUAGCUUCAAAAUUUUUCAGACAAAUAUUUUUUUCAUGUGCUCAACAUGAAGGAGUCUGGAAAAAGAGGUCCAUUCACCAGUAAAUGGUGAAGGCAGUCAAAUUCUAUAUGAUAUGUCAUCAUGUACUGUUUGUAGUGUGAUGUGGUAAAGCAGAAGAACACAUAAGAGCACAUAAAGGGCGAGGCCAGCAUAUGAAGAAGUGAAUAUUUCUGUGUUUUCAUGCACAGCCUGAGUGGGUUCACUCAGGUGUUCCUGUUACUGCACAUUCAUUUCCCCAUCAGCACUCCUCAUGACCAGGAGCACGCCGAGCUGUCAGUGCUCUUUGUCAAAUCAACACGUGCUGCUGUCAGCUCUGCAAUCAUGUAUGCAUUUUCUUUUUUUUUUUUUCUUUUUUUUAAUUACUGCUGAUUAUGGAUGUACAGCAUUUAGUUUGAAACGGAGUAAGGUUAGAUAAAAAGCCUUUACGUUGGUUUUGUUUUAUAUUUUUGUUUUAAGUUAUUCUGCUGGAAGCCAUGGCGGUGCUGCAGAGGUCAGACUAGACCGAACUGCCGCUGAAUGUACAUUUCAAUGUUUUCUUAUACAGAAUGUGUCUUAUUAUUACCAUGGCAGACCACAUUUGUACAACCCCUGAACAAUCCCCCCCUCUGAUGUGACCAUAUGUGCUUAAGUAUGGAUGAACACAAAGAAAAGAGCAUCUUCUGACAUUUGUCCGUGCCUUUUACACAUUAGUCUCUCCCCUAACACCUGAUAUAUAACUGACACUUUUUACAGGUUAGUGAGUAGACAUCUACAGAGAAACCUGCCUUAAACAUCACUACAGCUGAAGUCACUAAACUGCCAUCUGUACGUUUUUUUUUUUAAAUGCAGACAAUAGGAGAUUAUAGCUUUUGAACCAAGCUUCAUAUAACACUGUUGUAAAAUCAUUCUCUAGAAAACAAAACUUUAUCCAAUCAUAUUGCAAAAUCCGGCACAUUCCAAUUUUGAUAAGGUUUAGAUCUCUGUCCUCUGAUCAUUGCACAAUCAUCACAUUUCAUAUUUUGAUAAUUUUAUCACUGAACUUUCACAGACUUUUAUAGGUAUAGGUAUCAAUAUGCAACGUUGAUCCAGUUGAUGUUACACUUCACCUCCAGUGUUUCAGGCCAAAUCCCAGCUCAACGCCAUCCCUCCUCCUCAACUCCUACCUUGGUGUUCCUACUGAGUGCAUGCAGCUCAAUGCAGGACUGAUCUCUGUUCGUAUAUUCAACUCAAAGUUGAUUUUCUUGCUUCUUUUUGUUUGUUUGGGCCAGGAAUGUCCAAACUUUUUUAUUGAGGGCCCAUACUGAAAAAUGUUAGGAUAACUGGGCCCCUUGAGAUAAGCUUAAGAGAUGUUUAUUGACUAAAUAUAUUUAAGGGAAAAAAACAGCCUAAAUUACAACUUUCUAUUAAUGGCUAACAAGAUGAAUAGCAUAACAAUAUUAAGGAUUUUUGGAUGGCCAGUCUUUUAGGGGGGUCCCUGGUCAGCACUGGCUACCACUCGAUCCACCCCUCUGUUCAGUAGAGAUGGGAGAUGCUGACAGCUCAUCUCCACAUUCAGACACAACGUUAAAGCAAACUGUAUGAAGAUGACAACUUUACUGGUUGUUUGUAGGUUGGGGUUGAGGUGAUGAGCAUAAAUACGAUAUGCUUUGUAAAUUGGAGCUUGUGCUGAUAUUUUCUGCCAUAUUAAUUUUGUCUUGUUUCAUAAGGGCAGUAUGAAAAGAGAUAUUUUUAUGAUUAUAAUCUCAAUUUGAUAAAACAUGUCAACUCAUAAGAAUGUUUAUUUUCAAAAUGAACACAUCAGCACUGUUGAGCUUCAAAAUAAAGUGUGAUAGUCAUACAAAAGCUAACUGUUCUAAGCAAGCCAUUUUUCAUUUUAUUAGGAUUUGCUUAGGGCCAAUUAAAAAUGCACCAUGGGCCACAUUUGACCUGUAGAUUAUUUUCUUCAGGUCAGAUAGUUCAAUGGUUGUCCUGCAGUUGCAAUUGUACAUAUUUGAGCCUAUAAACAAAACAACAAUAAGCUGAAGGAAGCAGUGCCCCAGCAAUGUAAACACAAUGCUGAGAACAACAAACCCAAAGGGGGUUAGACUUCACUUUCUUUGGAAAGCCAUUACUCAACGAUAUAUUUAUUUAGAAUAUAUUUAUCCUUUGAAUUGAUUUUGUCAAUGUUUAAAAUGUGGCAUAUUAUACCUUUGAAUUUUUUAAUGAAAAAUAAUGACGUAACUUACCACCAUACUGACCAGAAGUUUUGAUAUAACGUAUCAUGAAAAUGACCCUAAUUUCAGUUAUCUAUAUUUGGAUAAUAUUUAACCCUUGUCCUCAAGUCUGUCAGAGCACUGGCUGUGUUAUUCUCCAAGUAAGUGAAUCAAGCCCUUAUGACUUAAACAGAACCGUUUAUCUUUUUUUUUAUCAUUUCUGCUGGCUACAGAAAUGGCCCUCAUCACUCCUGGACCAAUGUUUCUAUAAAGUUUGCACAACCAUUUUUUAAUUUUAUUUCUGUGAUGUUGUCUUGCACAACUUUUAUUUCACUAUUGUUGCGAAAAUGCUUUGUUUCCAUAUAAUUCUUUGUGUUUAUCUUUUAGUUGAAGUCACUAAACAAGCUACUGAGGUGUCUGUCAGUAAGCUUUUCCCUGCUGGAGGUUUUGAUACAGUAUAUUUGAUGAUGUAGCUAAACUCCACAUCGCAGACAUCUCAGGGGUAUUCCAUUGAAGUGGAUAAAGAAUUAAGCCUGACUUACUUUGGUUAGUCUGGCUUAUUUUAGUGGGAACCUUACUCCAUUAACACGACUUAUUCAGAACCAGCGCAGGUUAACUGUCCAGCUGAGUCUAGCUGUGCAUCAAAAACUGACGGGCUGAAACUGGUACAUCACAUAAGGUUCUGCCAAGUACAUCAUUGCCCUCGUUUACAUAUAUAAUUAAUUCAGGCUUCAAAUCUCAGCUAUAAAGUUUAAUACCCCAUGACCAUAUUUAAUACAUGGACUGUAAAACAGAUUGUGCCCAUUUUUAUCACAACUACGUAUUGCACAAGUUUAUUUUCAACGACUAAAGGCCGGCUCAGACAACAUGAUUUAUUUGGCUGUUCACAAUGGCAUGAUGUCAGACUAUGUGACUAAAAUCUUUUCCCAUCUUGGCCAACAGCCUGGCCAUAAUAUAAAUGUGACCCCGACCGCUCGUGGUAAGCUGACUUCACGGUCCAUGGUCUCCGUGACUGUUUGUGACUUCACAGAAAAAUUCUGACAUGCAAGUCUUGUUGGAUCGUGGUCAUAGGGCGUCUUGAAUGUAUUGUUACUUAUGUCUCACUGCAAGACCAUUUGUCAUUCCUGACACACAUAAUCAGGCCCAAGUUUUGAGGAUGAGCUGUGAUGAUGCAGUCGGUCCAAAAUCUGGCUGGAUGCGUGAUGUCUGAGCUGGCCUUAAGUUAGAAAUAGCCUCCAAACUUUGAAACCUCAAAAUUUCUAAAAGAAGAAGCUGAGAUUUUACAUUUGACUUAAAAUUAAUUUUAACAAUCAACCUAAGGUUGUUAGAAAUUCAUGAUUUUCAAGUUGUAGUACUUUGUGCAAAUUCACUGCAAAUAAUAUCAGGGCAAUCUGCAAAGCCUGUCAUGGAUGCAUUAAAAAUAGCAUUCAACAGUUUUUUGCAUAGUGAUCCUAAAAUAUACAUUUAGACAAAAUAACUAUCAAUAAUACAUUUAGUCUAGUUUAGUUUAUUUGAAAUGUAUUAUGUUCAAGGAAAUUGUGGGGAAAAAAUAAGUUUUCCUAUAACUAAACAGUCUACUAGGCCUAAUUAUGCUGCCAUAUAUCCCUUAUUACUUCUAUAAAGGAUUGCCAUACAAAGACUGCUUACUCAUGAAAAUAACGUGUAAUCUUAACUAUGAAACGUAAGGAUGACAGGGUUAAUGGUACGUGGUUUGAGAUGAUAGCAAAAACAGGUUGAACAACGGCUUUAAGGAGUAAAGUAACUAUAGAAGGCCUUGUUAAAGGGUAGACUUUUGGGCAAAUAAAAUAUAAAUAAAUGAGUUGCUUUAUCAAAGGACCUGUUGAGGAUAAUACAAAUAUUUAAAGAAGUAUUUAAAUUUGCUGUCUAAUCACUCACUAAACUUCCUGAACAGCAAAUAAGUCACAUUUAGAUAUAAGCCUACCCAAAAGAGAAAAACAUUAAUUAAUAGUAACCACUAAGAAUUUAAAUAUUUUACCAGAGGUCUGUUUAAGUGAUUCUGAUGAGUGCUUAGGUAAAGGUAUUUAGAUUUAAACCUCUAAACAUGUCGUCAUGUCUUAUCACUUAUUAUUGAUUGUCUUAUUAUUGUCCCAAAAAUCAUCUGGAAUGACAAUCAUUCAUUUUGUUAAAUUUUAUUCAUAUAACACCAGUCACACAUGAAAUAGGCCUGAACAGUAGGCCAUAAAAAAGCUAGCAAAGCCAUGAGGUUAAAGUUUAAAAAUACAUAUUACUUAAUUAUUUGCACUUCAGGUAAAUCAUUUGCUGGGAAAGAGAAAAAAAAAGAGGAGAACGAAUGUAGGCCAAAGGUCAGUGGAUCAUAGAGACUUAACAUAGGGAACUGUAUUAGAAGGCUGAAAAUUCAUUUUAAACUUAUAACUGAUAUUAUUCUUGUUAGCUAGUUAUCUGAAUGUCCAUUUAUAUAAAAAGAAUCAACAGAACUAGAUAGGCUCCUAAAAAUGCCUUCAAUCCAUCUUCAUUUUUGGCCCUAACAUCGUCUUUGAUUUGUUAAUGGUGACAGUUUUGCCUUUUUGAGUCCCAAUCUUUUUAAUUUUCCUCAUAUUAUGUGUCGUCUGGCCACAGAAAAGUUGUCGUGUCAGUGUUUGUCACACUUAACAUCGACUUUUAAACGAUUGAUUUGGGCUUCGUAAAACACCCCAUGCACAUGCACACGUGCUGAUUUUUUAAGUCAGACUGGAGUUAGCUCUGACCAGACAGCGCUGAGUCAUGUCAGUGGAAUGAGUUGAGGCUUAAAUUAAAGUUGUAGCUAAUUCAAGUCAGGCCAGUUCAGGAAAGCCCUGCCUUCGUUAGCUACUUUGAUGGAAUACCCCCCCUCAUUUAGAGAGUAACUGUUACUGUUUUAAAGCACAUGUGGUCCAUGCAGCAGAGAGGGAGAAGGGGAAAUGUGAGCUGUUUAGAAAAUAGUCACAUUCAUCAGUGCAUUGCUGAGAAUGAAGGACUGAGCCUUGUUGUAUUAUAAGCCAGUCAUGGCACCAAAGAGAAGAGAAGGAUCCGGGUGAGAAUGAAAUAAGACACUCCUGGACGUCUGCUUGGACUUGUAUUGUUGUAUAUGGUAACAACACUGGGAUAACCUGUGUUUUAAGGAUCUAUUAUUAGAUUGGAUGUUCUUUUUUGUCUCAAUAAUUUAAUGUCUGAUAAGCUGUGUCUGACUGGAACUUAGUCCUGGUAAAGAUUUUUCUUUUCAUUUUCAGAGAAUUGGUUUACAUUGUGGCCUGACACAUUUCAAGACUAAAACUCCACAUUCCUGUGAAAUUCAAGUUAAAUUUACUACAAACGUUGUAGCUCUUAGAACCCUCUAUUUACCAACUUUUUAUGUGGUUGGGUUGAUAUAAACUUGAUAUUUUCUUGUACGUGCUGAUUUGUGAAAUAUUUUAACACAUUUGAUGGUUGAGUGUGAAACAGCCACCAAAGAAAACACAUUUGGAGAAACUUCCAGACAAUGUUUGUGACACCUGCAGUUUGGUGUUAUUAUUUCUUUGAAUGGCUGGUACUGUGUAAUCCCUGGAUGCGAACCAGUUCUGUCGCAGCAGUUUCCUACUGCUCCAUGGCACAAGAGAAUCAUCAUCCUUCGGUGCUGUAAAAGCUGAUUCACUCAGUGUUGACACUACAAUGUAUUUGAAGUAAUGCAAUAUGAACCACAAUCUAAAACUUUUGAAGGAUAUUUAUUAAUAUAAUGGAUCUCUGCCGACUGAAGUGAUAGUUGUAUCAUGUACCUUCGAUGAUUGUACACAGACUGUAUACUGACAGAAGGAUGUGUGAAUCAUGAAAGUGUGUGUUGGCCAUAAAGGACGAAUCUUUGACAACUUCACAUUUUAUAUUUCAUGUUUAGAUUGUGAUAUGAUAAGAUAAUUUUUCUCCAUGAUAUUUCUGUGUUGUUAAUCUCCCACGCUUUUUUUACAUGAAUGUUUCACACGGCUUACGAGCCAACAUUGCUGGUUGUCCUAUAUGCUUCAAUUACUAUAUUUUUACUGUGUAUAAAAUGUCUAUAUGUACAUAGAAGUCACGGAAAUGCCUUCUCAUGCAAUAUGUGCUGCCUGUCCCUCCUGCCAUGUUUCAGUUAUGUGGUGGUGAUGUUUUCAUGUCUUAUUUUAAAGGAUU
This is a messenger RNA of Cheilinus undulatus (humphead wrasse), 8567 nucleotides long. Its product is annotated as phosphatidylinositol 4-phosphate 5-kinase type-1 alpha-like. Gene Ontology annotation, biological process: phosphatidylinositol metabolic process. Gene Ontology annotation, molecular function: phosphatidylinositol kinase activity. The transcript is spliced from 16 exons. The record is from RefSeq and is a predicted model, not a curated record. Bases 187 to 1944 code for a protein of 585 amino acids. Lineage: Eukaryota; Metazoa; Chordata; Actinopteri; Labriformes; Labridae.